AUGAGCAAUAGUUAUAGUCUGCAACACUACCUACAUCCCCAACAGCUACUUCGUGCACCGAAGCUAGCUACGUUUGCUGCAUCUAACAAUAUUCCACGCUACUUUAACAAAAAGCUCAGAACUCUACUCCCGUUUCUACUAUUGAUUCUUUGCUUAUACAAAUCCAUCUCGAUUUUCCUCACUACUGAAAUUAGACAAGUAGAACUCGAGGCACAUGCAUUAGAGUACUUCAAGAGCACUCCAUUUAACCCCAAAAAUAUUGCAUUAGACUUGUACAACUAUGUUAUUGAACAACAACAUUCGCUAGACUCAAAGAUUGGUGAUUCCAACGGCAUCUACUUCCACUGGGAUGAUUGGGUCGAUUUGUCAACAUCAAAAAACUUGUUGGAUCAAGCAAGAUUAGAUUUUCCAUCAGAUGGUUAUUGCGAACCCCCGUUAGUCAAGUUUGGAUCCGUCAGUGGCCACAGGUUGGAAGGGUAUGAAACGAAAAUACAGCGUGGUGCAGUAAACCUUUAUUGCUCGCAUCCUAUACCUCAACGUGUCGUGGUGACAACCGAUGACUCGUUGAUUGAGGUUCCAGUCAUAGGUAAAAAGAGGUUUGGUAGCCAUAAAGCUGACCCCGUCAAGUCAGAGCAAUUGGUCAACAAGAUGAAACAGUUGCAAACAACAAACACACACUAUGCAAGAAAGCCAAUUGUUAGUUUACAAAAACAGGUUGCCAUUAACUCAGAUGACUUCAUUUUCAAACCCGAUGUCGAGAUUUUUACCCUACAGGAGAAAUUGAAUAAUCGAACCAUUACUCCCAAAGAGUUGGAAUAUCUCGAAUUCCUCGAAUACUCAAACAACCACUUAGUCGACCACACCGAUCGCUAUUUCAAAUAUGCAUGGAUAUAUAGUGAUGUAUUGCAAGGGAAGUCACAUCAUAUUGCUUACCCAUUUUUCAAAAGAUAUAUUGGUGAUCGUGAACGACAAAGCGUUAUGCAUCAUAUAGUACGAGCUUGGUUUCAAUUUGCCGAAGUUAAUGGAUUCGCUAGCUGGAUUAACCAUGGGUCCUUAAUAGGUUGGACCUUUAAUGGAUUAAAUAUGCCCUGGGAUACUGAUAUCGAUGUUCAAAUGCCAAUUGCGCAAGUCGACAGAUUAGGUCGCGAGUACAAUCGCACGUUAGUGUUGGAGAAUCCGCGAUAUGGUAAUGCCCGAUACUGGUUGGAAGUGUCGCCCACAUACAUUCGUCAAGGUAAUAGCAAGAACCAUAUUGACGCUCGAUUUAUUGACAUACAAAGUGGGUUGUACAUUGACAUUUCGGCAUUGUCACAUACUGAAGAUGCUCCACCAACUAAAGAUGGCCGAUUUCCUGAUAAUUUGAGCACUAUGGCGGUCCAUUGCAAGAACUGGAACUGGAACUCAUUGGACGAAUUGUUACCUAUUAGGCAUUCGUACUUUGAAGGUGCAUCCACUUACAUUCCCAAUAAGGUAGUAGAGCCAAUGACUUUCGAGUAUGGUGCCGACGCUUUAACUAACCCCCAUUUUCAUAAUCACAACUAUCAACCCGAUAUUAGCCUUUGGGUUGACGAUCGAGUGUGCACUGACCCACCCGUGAGAUCCAAAUCGCGAUUCAACAAGAAUCUUCAAUUGACUAAAGAAGGUGCAUGUAAUUCAAAAGUUUUGCAAGAUGAAUAUAAUAUUGCCAGGGAGUGUACACAGCGUCAUCAUGAACUAAACCAAGACUUGGACCUGUCUAAGCCAUAUGACAUUGCAUCCAUGGGUGAUUUGCCAAUCUUCAGAAAAGAUGCAUGGGAUUAUUAUCACGACCUUAAUGAGCAUCAGGUAAGUAAUGAUAACUGGUAUGUACGCAAGGAGAUAGUCAAGCCAGGGCUGUAA
Lodderomyces margitis is the source of this 1878-nucleotide messenger RNA. RefSeq lists its product as uncharacterized. NCBI's taxonomy places the organism in Eukaryota, Fungi, Ascomycota, Pichiomycetes, Serinales, Debaryomycetaceae. Bases 1 to 1878 code for a protein of 625 amino acids. The transcript has a single exon. The record is from RefSeq and is a predicted model, not a curated record.